CAAGAACAUUUGAGCCAGACCAUUUGGAUGUAGCCUUGAAGCAAUGGACAGCUGCAAAGAAAAAUAUGAAACCGAUGCCUGUGAGCCCUUCAGCAUUGCUAUUGGUGUUGGGCUUAUCGCAGGAACGGUGCUGGCCAUCCUUCCUGCCCACGUGAAGAUGCUCUCCUUAAGGAGUGCCGACGGGGUAUCUCCUCACACUCUGCUCUUAACAAAUAUCCAGCAGAUGCUGGCAGCUUGGAAUAUGCUCGUGCUGAAGUACCCACAGCUGCAAAAGUGCCAUUUAGAGGAGCCUUUGUGCCAAUGCAACCUCUUGGCUUUGUACCAGACUCUUGCACAGUGGCUCUUGCAGGUUCCACUUUUCUACUGGUGCGUACAUUUUGCAGCCGACUCGAGCAAAGAGCACUUGCAGCGAACGUGGCAGAUGCAGCUGGGAGCUCUUUUGUUCGGGUCAGCGUUGCUGGUUUCAUGGUCGACGCUGUCUACCUGCACCUGGAGUCUCCGGUUGGUGGCCAGCAUACUGGGCUACAUCAGUGCAUUUUUAAAUAUAUUCAAGCUGCUGCCGCAGAUCCGAACUUCUCUUCAGCACCGUGGAUCUGGUAGCAUUAGCUAUCCCAUGUACUUUGCAAUGAGCCUGGGCGGCUUUCUCAACCUCUAUUUUCAGUUCUUUCAGUCGCACGAACGGCUAUCGACCGUGGUUUCAACAGCAGUUGGGAAUUUCAUGUACUGCAUUGUGCUUUGUGUAUGCGUGUACUUCGAUUGCUGUGCACGCCCUCGCUCUGACGAGUUGAUUGCCUGCGAUUCAUGAGUUUGCACCGCUUGGCUUGUCGAGCCGUUUGGGCUUAACUCCUAGCCGAAGCUGGUUUGGUAGGGUAGGCUUCACACUUCCAGUUUACGUUGAGUAGUGACAGGGUCAGCUGCAACCAGCUGCAUUGCCAAGAGCUGCUGGG
Messenger RNA from Durusdinium trenchii, 947 nucleotides. The record is from the annotation of a GenBank genome assembly. NCBI's taxonomy places the organism in Eukaryota, Dinophyceae, Suessiales, Symbiodiniaceae.